AUGUGGCUGGCUCCAAAAGCGCCGUGCUGGCACAGGGACACCGGCUACCUCGAUAGACGAUUAUUGUCAGUACUGGCUAGCAUCAUUGCACGUAUGGGUAAUAGCCAGCGGCAGAACACACCUUUACCGCCUUGGGUCCAUUCCACGCUGAAGUCCCUGGGGAAAAGCCUGGAUCCUUUAAUGACCAACUUGGUGGAGAGAAACAUGAAGUUGUUCUCAGAGAGGGUGGUGCCAGCCCAGGGGGAAGAAACCUUUGAAAACUGGCUGAUUCAAGUCAGUGGGAUCUUGCCAGAUUGGAAUUCCUCUGAGGAGGAAAAGCUCAAGCUUGAGGUCACGCUUUUACUCCAGGCAGCCAAACCCAACCUAGUGGCAGAUUUCUUGCGGGCCAUGAAACUGGUGUCUGGGGAGUCUAAUAAAAGCCGUGUGACUGCCCAUGGUAAAUUUUUUAACAAUCUGCAGGCGCAAGGGGAGAAAGCGCCCCUUUAUGUGAUCCAUUUAGAGGUGCAGCUUCGGAAUGCUAUUCAAGCAGGGAUCAUAUCUGAGAAAGAUGCAAACCAGACAUGCCUGCACCAGCUCCUUCUAGGGGCUGAGCUGAAAAUGGACCUGCGCUUCAGGCUUAAGGAUCUUCUUAGGAUGUAUGCAGAGAAAGAGGGACGUCUUCCCAAUUUCUUGGAGCUAAUCAGGAUGAUAAAGGCAGAAGAGGAUUGGGAUGACACUUUUGUUAAAAGGAAGCGGCCCAAAAGAUCUGAGCCAAUCCUGGAGAGGGCAGCCAGCCCUGUGGCAUUUCAGGGCACCCAGCCCAUAGCAAUUGGCAGUGCUAACUGCAACGUGAUAGAGAUAGAAGAUACCCUCCAUGACUCAGAUGAGGAUGUGAUCCCGGUGGAGCCUCAGGACCCUCCACUUGCAUCCACAGCUGCUCCUCCCUGAAGAUGCGGGGCCAGAUCUCAGGAUCAGGUGCUGGUCAAUGAUUUCCCCAACAAUUCCAGGGCCCAGUCUCCUUCCACCAGUGGUGGUUCUGGGCAUAAGGAUGAUGGUCCUGGGGAUAAGCAUAGAGCCAGGAAGCGAAAAUAUACAACCCACUGUUCAUACUGUAGCAAGGAGAACCAUACAAAAGAAACGUACAGUGAGAGCAACAGGGCUCAGGUGUUUGAGAAUCUGAUGGUCACCCUGCAGGAGCUGACACAUACAGAGGAGGAGCCCUCAAAAGAGUCCCCUGGAGAAGACAAUGAGCCCUCUAAGCCACAGUGA
Molecule: messenger RNA, 1248 nt
Organism: Trichechus manatus latirostris (Florida manatee)
Lineage: Eukaryota; Metazoa; Chordata; Mammalia; Sirenia; Trichechidae
Gene: ZCCHC18
Product: zinc finger CCHC-type containing 18
Cellular component (GO): nucleus
Source: RefSeq, a predicted model, not a curated record